Letharia lupina is the source of this 294-nucleotide messenger RNA. RefSeq lists its product as uncharacterized. The record is from RefSeq and is a predicted model, not a curated record. Lineage: Eukaryota; Fungi; Ascomycota; Lecanoromycetes; Lecanorales; Parmeliaceae. The transcript has 2 exons. The coding region runs from base 1 to 294 and encodes 97 amino acids.
AUGUCCACCCCCACCCUGGAGCCGCGUUACAAGCUCAUCUUCACCGUCCCUCACUCAUCCCUCGAAGCCUGUAAAUCCGCCGUAUUCGCAAAAGGAGCUGGCAGCUACCCCGGCGGCAAGUAUUCCAUGGUCUGCUUCGAGGUACCGGGCACGGGCCAAUUCCUACCCGGCGAGGGUGCGGUCCCGAAUAUUGGCGCGGUGGGCAAGUUGGAGAGGGUACCCGAGACGAGGGUGGAGGUGCUGUGCGUGGGAAAGGACGUGAUGACCGGAGCGGUGGAUUCGUUGAAGAGGUGA